AUGUCCACAAAUUCCACGUAUCCCUACGAUAUUCCUCUACCAUUAAAUUGUAUUCAAGGAUUCGAUAAUUUUCUUGAAAUUUUGAAAUUCGUUUGUCAAAUGGGUUACCUGAUUCCUGGUUGGGUGUUGCAUAUUCUAAUUUUGAAGACGAUUUUGUGGAAGGAAUCGAGAGUGUUUUUGCAUAACUCGUUUUUUGUGAUCUAUGCGUUGGAUUCGUUUGCGGUGAGGGAUUUUGUACAAAAACCGGUCUUGCAGCGAGGUGCAACGCGUGUGCGUCGCGGUCAGAAAAUGUUUUUUUGAAUUUUUCACAAAAAUCAUCGCUGGGAAGUUUAUGAUUAUUUUGUAUGAGCUCAGAAAUCGGCUCUAUCGCAAUAUAAGGGUCCCAUGGAAAUAUAAGGGUCCCAAAAAAUAUAAGGGUCCGUUAUUUUUUUUGAGGGUCCACCAAAAAAAAUUUUUUUUUGAAAAAAAAAAGUAUUUUUUCUAAUUUCAAUUAUUUAUUUUUCGUUUUUUUUUUUAAUUUUUCAUAUUUUUUUUAGCCAGUCAGUAUGUUUCUAGGGGGUUUACUAAGCCUAAGCCUAAAAUAAUAGAGAAAUUUUGAAUCCUCUGGUAACUCUAUUUUCGGCUUUUCAACAUCAGAAUUAGCGUGCAUACCGUUCUGAAAAGUAGUGCAAAGAAUCGUCAAAAAAAUAUUUUUUUUUGGGGGACCCUUAAAACAAAUAACGGACUCUCGUAUUUCCAUGGGACCCUUAUAUUGAGAUAGAGCCAAAUUCAGAGCUUCAUCAUGUUAUCCUUCGAUAUCACAUUCACCCGCGCAAUAAUGUACAUCCCCCCACUCUGCCCAAUUCUAUCCCCGUAUUUCUACACACCAUCCCUAUUCCUAAAACUAGCCUAUGUUGUUCCGAAUUAUAUGAAAGCUAUGAAAUCGGUCACUCAAAUAUUUAUGAAUAUCAAUCGAAUGCACUGCAUUCUAUAUCCAAUCACUUAUAAAGCCACGUGGAAUCGGAAAAUGAUCCCAAUCGUUCUCUUUAUUCUAUUGAGCCCGUGCUUGGUGACGUGGAAUUUGGUGAUUUCUCGAAUCACGGUGUUUCCGAUGUUUGGUGGAUUCGGAGUUUCGUAUAUCAAAAGGGUCGCUUGGGCAAGCUUGUCAACAUUUCAUUUUAUAUUUUUGUCCACAGCAGUUAUUAUAACUAUAGUUUGCACAAUUCUAUCGGUUUUUGUUUUGACAACUCUUCCAAUGCGAGUGAAAAAUGCGGAGAAAACGUUGUGCAUUGCUAACUUCUUGAUCUCUGUUGGUUUUAUCCUCACCGCGAUUUGUCAGGUAUCCGUUUGAAACCUACGAUCCGUCGACAGAUUUUUGUUUAGAGCAUCUAUGCAUUCUGCGCGAAGUGUCCUUCAGAUUUCCUAUUUGGUAUGCAAUAUUUGAGUCAUGAUUUUUUGAAUAUUAUUUCUCCGAUGAUUGUGAUUUGCAUGAGCUCGCAACUUCGCAACUCGAUUUUUCCUGUGAAGUUUUUGAGACCGGUUUCGGUUGUGCCAUCUGGGACGUCGCAGAAUAAUUUGAGCUGA
Molecule: messenger RNA, 1563 nt
Organism: Caenorhabditis angaria
Lineage: Eukaryota; Metazoa; Nematoda; Chromadorea; Rhabditida; Rhabditidae
Source: the annotation of a GenBank genome assembly